UAGCCAUUGAUGGCGAAGACUUAUGGAACCAUGUCUGAGGCCGACCCCGUCCUCUAUUCGUCGUCUUCCAACACAAUUAUCGCUCGUUCCGGUAGUCCUACCAGCGUUGGCAAGCAGACAAACGAUAGUAGGAGUUGUAGUAGUCCAAUCCGAUCCAAUAUUGGUGGAAACCAUGAGCGACACUCUUCUGACGAGUCCCCCUUGUUGAAUCAUGGAUCACACGGUAAUCAUGAUAUUGGUCAUGGUAACGAGGUUGGUCCAUCUGCUGGCUUCUGGAGCUACAAUUAAUUUGGCCAAUACCAUUCUAGGUACAGGCAUGCUUGCCAUGCCUGGAGCACUAGCAGCUGUGGGAAUGAUCUUAGGAAGCUUCAUGAUAGUAUUUUCAGCCUUUGCAUCUGGACUUGGACUUUACUUUUUGACACGGAGUGCUAGUAGGACUGAAGGCCGAUCAGCGUCAUUCUUUGCCUGUUCGAAACUCACAUACCCUUGGGCAGCAGUGAUUUUUGAUUUUGCAAUCGCAAUCAAAUGCUUUGGUGUCGGUAUCUCUUACUUGAUCAUUAUUGGAGAUCUGAUGCCUGAAGUCGUAAAAUCUAUGAGUACACUGGCGUUUGUUGCGGCAGGCGGUGAUGGAUCAGGAGAUAUGGAUCCCAUUCUCUGGUUCCUGAUCGACCGUCGCUUUUGGAUUACUAUUUUCAUGGGCAUCAUCGGUCCAUUGUCCUUUUUGAAGAAGUUGGAUUCGCUCAAGGCCACGAGCGCACUGGCUCUUGUUGCAGUUGUCUAUUUGGUUUUCAUCGUUAUAUAUUAUUAUGUGAAUCCGGAAGGACCUUUACCACCCAAGGAGGAUAUUCAGUAUUUUAAAUUUUCAGGACAGUUCUUUACAACGCUUCCGAUCUUUGUCUUUGCCUUCACAUGCCACCAAAACAUCUUUUCUUGCUACAAUGAAUUGACGGAUAACGGCCAAAGUAUGUUGAACAGGAUCAUCACAAGCUCUAUUGGAGCGGCUGUUGGCGUGUACCAUGUCAUCGGUGUAUUGGGAUACUUGACGUUUGGAAAUGCUGUCGGAAGUAAUAUUAUCCAAAUGUACAACUCUUCUAUGUUGGUCACGAUUGGUCGUAUCGCCAUUGUGGUUCUAGUGAUGUUCUCUUUCCCACUGCAGUGUCAUCCCUGUAGGGCCUGUCUGGACAAGGUGCUAUUCGCUUUUGGAGAGUAUUGGCAAACGACACGUUUCGGCAAGGCCAAGAAAUAUAACUCACUAAACUCCCAUGAUGCUGAUGAAGAUCAUGCCUCAAACACAGCUACUCUUAUAGGCGCUCAUCAACAUGACGACCAUGGUGGGGUUAUCCCCGAGCCAUCACAACUCAAAUACAUUGUUAUGACCUCUGCAAUUAUUCUUGGAAGCUAUAUUGUUGCGAUAACUGUUUCGGAGCUGGAACUUGUCCUGUCGCUUGUGGGCUCGACUGGAUCGACAGCAAUCUCGUUUAUUUUACCAGGAAGCUUCUACUAUAAACUACACGUAAACGACCCUUGGACUGUACGCAAGAUGCUGUCAGUGGGUCUGUUGACCUAUGGAUGGCUUGUCAUGAUCAUCUGUCUGUCAGCCAACAUUCGCCGUAUUAUUAGUGGAUAAGAUGUAUUAUAUAUUUGGAACAUGUAUGGGAAAUGCAACAAGAGCUGGGACGUUUGAUUGAUUGUUGCAUAGAUUUUUUUUUUUCGUUUCCUAUAACAAAUAGUGUAUCAUUCGUUCAUAAUUA
This is a messenger RNA of Lobosporangium transversale, 1751 nucleotides long. Its product is annotated as transmembrane amino acid transporter protein-domain-containing protein. Gene Ontology annotation, cellular component: fungal-type vacuole membrane. Gene Ontology annotation, biological process: amino acid transmembrane transport. Gene Ontology annotation, molecular function: L-glutamate transmembrane transporter activity; L-lysine transmembrane transporter activity; L-histidine transmembrane transporter activity. The record is from RefSeq and is a predicted model, not a curated record. Lineage: Eukaryota; Fungi; Mortierellomycota; Mortierellomycetes; Mortierellales; Mortierellaceae. The coding region runs from base 212 to 1627 and encodes 471 amino acids. The transcript has 3 exons.